Molecule: messenger RNA, 1686 nt
Organism: Nymphalis io (European peacock)
Lineage: Eukaryota; Metazoa; Arthropoda; Insecta; Lepidoptera; Nymphalidae
Product: macrophage mannose receptor 1-like
Exons: 14
Coding region: 98-1600 (500 amino acids)
Source: RefSeq, a predicted model, not a curated record
ACGAUACACGCAAAGCAUCGCCAUUAUCAAUUAUAAUAUAUAGACAGCACUUCUAUAAUAAGGUCCGAUCGAUUAACAUUACAGUGAAGACGUCGUAAUGAAGAAUAUAUUUUUCUUAAUAUCAGUGUAUUUCUGUGACGCCAGCUACAAUGAACAAUAUAGAGUGCCGUAUGCAGCGUCAGAUAGGUGGGAGACCUACAUAUUCAACGAUAAAGAAUAUUUAAUACAAAAUUUACCAGUUAACUGGGAGAAUGCGAAGAUUCUAUGCCGUGGUCACCACAACGGGACAUUAGCAGUAUUAGAUACUAAAGAGAAAGCAGAAUUUAUGGCUGAAGCAUUAUCUGAACUACAAUUUUCAAUAGAAUCAAUAUGGGUUGGUGCUAGACGUGAUUCAGCUGAAGACCCUGAAGGUUACCGAUGGAGUCAUGGUGUGGAAUUAAGGAGGACGGCUGGUGACGUACUACCAAAUGAAAACGAUGACAUUACAAGACAUUAUCCAAUGUGGUUAAAUCGAACCCACAUCCCAGUACCGGAAGGGGGUGCUGAUUGUGUUGCUGUAGAGAGGGUCCACCAUGACAAGCCUGUGUUCCUCGACUUACCCUGCCAUUUGGAGAGGCCAUUUGCUUGUGAAAGAGACGCUCGUGUUGAAGUCAAAAUCCAGAACUUGAAGACGGUGAGAUGUCGCACCGGUCUCUACCACUUGUUUAGUGGUCGCAUGGACUGGCACCAAGCAGCUGCUUACUGUGUGAUGAAGAAAAUGUCGUUAGCCAACAUCUCAACGAUGAAGUGUUUGAAGAAAUUGGGCCUAACAAUGUUGAAAUCAAGGCCAAGUAUAGAGAAUGCGUGGGUGGGUGCUAGGGGUUCAUUGGGACAUUGGACUUGGACGGAUACGGGCUUAAGCAUAUUCAAUCCCGGACUCUUUAACGACGCUCAACCUUGGCCGCCACUGAGAGACAGAUCUUCCGUAAAGCAAAGUGGAUGUCUUCAAGUAGACAGACAUGCGACACGGACCCCAGUGUUUUUAGAAGCACGAUGCGAGAGAAAAACACAAUUUAUAUGUUACGAAGGUUUACCAACAUUAAGAUCAGCACUAGCGACGCCUAGUGACGACAAUUAUUACUACAUUCUAAUAAGGCAACUCUUUUAUUGGCAACAUGCUUUUGAAAAUUGUCAAAAGAUGAACGGAUCACUCGCAAGCAUUGAUAGUAAUGAUAUUAUGAUACAAUUGUUACUAGCAAUGGGUGAAAAUAAAGAUGAACCUGUGGAACAUAUUUGGAUAUCCGGUCGACUGAAUAUGACUAAAGAUAUCGCUAGUGAAGCGAUCACAUAUUCGUGGUAUAAUCCUGCUAAUAACAAGAGGAUAUUGGAUCCAAAGAGUUUUGGAGAUUCCUCGAUAGGAUUAUAUAUGCCGCCCUGGCUGGAUGGAGAUUUUACCAUGGAUAGUUCCUGUUUAAAUCUGGAUAGACAGGACCAUUUGAAUGGUUUAGUUUACGGACUCCCUUGUGACACGCCACAAUAUUCCGUAUGUAUGAUAGAAAAAUUUACACCAAAAAUACAUCAAACAAGUGAGAAUUUGAGUGAAAGUUUGGAAUCACAAUAAUAUCAAAAUUUCAAUAAUGUUUGUAUCAAUAUAGCUCCUUGUUUAUCUAGAAUGAUCUAUUAAAUAUUUAAAAUAAAAUCAUAUUU